Geodia barretti is the source of this 740-nucleotide messenger RNA. The record is from the annotation of a GenBank genome assembly. Lineage: Eukaryota; Metazoa; Porifera; Demospongiae; Tetractinellida; Geodiidae.
AAACUCCCUGCUUUGGGCCGCGUGUGCGCGGCUCUGUAUUCUGUAUAAAUAGUCGGCCGGGGGCGGGCAGUGGUGCAAAGUAUAAUUAAUUAUUAUACCAAAGCUGGAUGCUGGCAUUCCUCUUUCGCAGCGCAAGUCAGUGAAGUCUUUAAGGUGAACUGCAGCCAUGUACAAUGGUAUAGGACUCAAUACUCCUCGUGGCUCUGGCACAAACGGCUUUGUCCAGCGGAAUUUGGCCACCCUCCGCUCGAGGCCAGAGAAAGUCAACUACAAGACUGAUGCAGAGAUUGCCAAGCUGGACCGAAUCCUCCAGAGGAAGCCAAACAAGGAGAUACUAGAGCAUGAGUGGAAGAGGAAGAUAGAGCUGGAGUGUGUGCAGCUGCAGGAGAAACUGGAAGAACAAGGGUACAAGGAGGAGGAGGUGGCUGAGGAGGUGAGGGCCCUGCGAGCCUCCCUCUCUAGCAAGCCACGCCCCAUCGACCCAUUCUCCAGUGACUCCCACCAGAUGGCCGAGGCCUCAGAGGCCAAGAAACAGCAGCUGAGGAAUGCCUUUGGCAUCCGCGAGGACUACGUAGAGGGAAGUGCCUUCAGCCAGGAAGCCCAGGCGGAGCGAGCUGCUCAGGAGAAAGCCAAGAGAGAAGAGAAGGCAGAGUUGUACGUCUGUUAAAGUGUCUGUCAUAUGUUUUCUACUCCAUUUGCCUCGUAUCAAGACUCUUUUAGGGAGAAGGAGAACCGUACUG